Messenger RNA from Rubroshorea leprosula, 1067 nucleotides. NCBI's taxonomy places the organism in Eukaryota, Viridiplantae, Streptophyta, Magnoliopsida, Malvales, Dipterocarpaceae. The record is from the annotation of a GenBank genome assembly.
AAAAAAAAGAAAAGUAUGCCCCUUUUCCUUUCUUGAGACUCCCUUCCUUCCUACCUUCAUUAAAGUCCAAAACUUAUGAGAGUGUGGUUCAGGUGGAUAGAAUGAGUAGUGUCACGGCGAAAGCCACGGCCACGGGGGCCACGCAGACCAAGUUCAUAAAAUGUGUCACGGUUGGGGAUGGAGCUGUUGGGAAGACAUGUCUUCUCAUCUCAUACACCAGCAACACUUUCCCAACUGAUUAUGUUCCCACUGUGUUUGAUAACUUCAGUGCCAAUGUCAUGGUUGAUGGGCAGAUUGUCAAUUUGGGUCUUUGGGAUACUGCUGGUCAGGAAGACUAUAACAGGUUGAGACCUCUAAGUUAUAGAGGAGCUGAUGUUUUCAUCCUUGCUUUCUCCCUUAUAAGUAGGCCUAGCUAUGAGAACAUAUCCAAAAAAUGGGUCCCGGAGCUGAGACAUUAUGCGCCAUCAGUGCCCAUUGUUCUCGUGGGGACCAAAUUAGAUUUAAGAGAAGACAGGCAGUUUCACAUGGAUUAUCCAGGGGCAUGUACCAUUUCCACUGAACAGGGUCAAGAGCUGAAGAAGCAAAUAGGAGCAUUGGCUUAUAUAGAGUGCAGCUCAAAAACACAGCAGAAUGUGAAAGCUGUAUUUGAUGCCGCUAUCAAGGUGGUUCUUCAACCUCCAAAGGCCAAGAAACAUAAGAAAAGACCAAGGAUCUGCUAUGUUCUUUAAGCAAAUCCCCACAUGUGUACUAAUGCCAAUUGCCAAGUCCCAGAUGAACACGACACUCUUCUCCAAUAGUUCUGCUGUCUAUUCCUCUUCCAAUUUGUUAUUACUUCUGUUGAGUGCUUCCUCUGUUUUUUAAGUAGGAAAAAAACUCGUUGUUUAAUGCCUGGAGUUCCUCAUUAGACCAUUGUAUUCCGAUUAAUCUGUGUUUGGAAAUAUUACCUUUAAGAAAUCAAUGAUGUUGCCUUAAAUUCUCAAGUGCAAUGUCAAAUUGUUAAUCCAUAACUGAUGCAUGGUAAUACGGCAUGCCCAAAAGGACAAGUAUAAUAUAUGGAUGGAACUCAC